AUGGAUGUCGGACUUUGGUUACUAGAGGCUGAAGGAAGUGUGGAAGACGCUUCUGAAGUCGGAUCCACCAUAGCUGGGGCUAAAAUACGGUAAAAAAGGUUGAAUAAAGUCAAAUACAAUAUGAUAUGAUAUAUCACGGCUUUAAUUCGGUACGCCGUCCCGUCGGAUGUCAGUUUAAUUCUUUAUUUCUCAGCGCCCUUCGCAACAGACAGUUGAAAAAGGGAGACGGCCCACGGAAAACCAAACUUGUAUUACAAUUAGACUUUUAAGGACCGAAAAACGUCGCCGCAACUUCCCAAUGACUCAACGAUCACCCCGAAAAAACGUGCAGCACCUCUCCACUCAACCCGUCCGUCCCUCGAGUUGUGUUCCUGAAGCUGUUUAUUGAGCCUUAUCACCUCUCCCGUCUUAUUCAUCACCACCACACCCAUCUCAGCCAACAAGAAGACAUCCAUCUCUCGGCUUGGUUCAAUCAAAUAUUUCCUUGGUAACCAAAAUUAUUUUGUGACUCCCUUAAUCGGCACUUAAUGUGUACAAAGAGGAUGAUGACUUGAAUGUAAAUCCUUUUCCAGGGGAUAUAACCAAUUCGGUGCAUACGGAGACUUGCUCGUGGUUUGGAAUUUGGAGGGAAACACAGGAUGA
Molecule: messenger RNA, 642 nt
Organism: Bursaphelenchus xylophilus (pine wood nematode)
Lineage: Eukaryota; Metazoa; Nematoda; Chromadorea; Rhabditida; Aphelenchoididae
Source: the annotation of a GenBank genome assembly